CCCGCGGCGGGGCGCCCUGGUCGGUGGAGUCCGGUCUUUGUUCCGGUGGCUGCGGGGGGCUGCCGUGGCGCUUGCGUCCCUACGCGCGUCAGGGUGAGUCGGCCGUGUCUCCUGGGCUGGGAAAGGGACGCGGGAGGGCUCCCUCGGCGUGGUCCCGCGCUUGUGCGGGGGGGACGGGAUGAGAGCGGACGCCCGGGAAGCUGCGCCCCGCGGGCCGUGGAAUCUGAGUGGUCACUCGGUGCUGACGGGUGCGUGCCGCUUGUCAGUCCCGUGAGAAACCCGAGGAUCUCACAGGUGGUCUGAAUGAGAGCCUGGUGUCAGACCGUGGCCCCGCUUCAGCGUUGGAAGACGGUCGGCUCGCUCUGGUACCUUCGUGAGUGUCCUGUCCACAGCAGCUUGGUCGUUUCUCUGCGGUAACAGGAGUCCAGCCCCAGAGAGGACUGUCCUCACGCAACCAGAAUGGCCGCAACCCCGAAACCCGAAGAACAGGAAGGACUCGUGAUGAUCAAGCCCGAAGACCACUCCUGGGCACAGGACGCGAUCCCCGCAAACUACAGCCCUCACAGGAGGGAGCUCUUCAGGCAGCACUUCAGGAAGCUGUGUUAUCAGGACGCUCCCGGACCCCGCGAAGCCCUCUCCCAGCUCUGGGAGCUCUGCCGCCAGUGGCUGAGGCCGGAAUACCACACCAAGGAGCAGAUUUUAGACCUGCUGGUGUUGGAGCAGUUCCUGAGCAUUCUUCCUCGGGACCUGCAAGCGUGGGUGCAGGCGCACCAUCCGAAGACAGGAGAGGAGGCGGUCACCGUGCUGGAGGACCUGGAGAGGGAGCUGGAGGAACCGCGCAAGCAGGUGGGAAGGGGACACUCGGCUGUGAAAGAACAUCUGAAGCUCCCAGCCAAUUCAGAAAGACAGGACACGCUUUUGGACAAGUUGACCCCCUUGGAAAGGCCCCAUGAGUCACUGACUACCCAGCUCCGUCCCAAGAAGACUCAGCAGGAGCAGGAAUCCGGGGAGCCCCAAAGGAAUGGUAAUAAAACCAGAAUUAAGGAUGAAGCUCUGUCCCAGAAGGAACAUAGGCCCAAGGAUACAGAAUUCCUUGGGAAGAUAAAUGACAGACUUAACAAAGACAUUCUUCAGCAUCCUGAAUCCAAAGAUGCUACUGAAAGUGAAGGUAGAUUAGAGUGGCAACAGAAGGAAAGAAGACGCUAUGCAUGUGAUGACUGUGGGAAAAGUUUCAGUCACAGCUCAGACCUUAGUAAGCACAGGAGGACUCACACUGGAGAGAAGCCCUACAAAUGCAAUGAAUGUGGAAAAGCGUUCAUUCAACGCUCCCAUCUUAUUGGACACCACAGAGUACACACUGGAGUGAAACCCUAUAAAUGUGAAGAAUGUGGGAAAGAUUUUAGUGGGCGCACAGGUCUUAUUCAGCAUCAGAGAAUCCACACAGGUGAAAAACCCUAUGAAUGUGAUGAGUGUGGGAGGCCUUUCCGUGUAAGUUCAGCCCUGAUCAGACAUCAAAGAAUUCAUACCGCAAAUAAGCUUUACUAAGAUGGUGAAGUAACAGAAGUUCUUCAGCUACUCAGGUCUCCUUAGUUAUCAAAGAAUAUGCCUUAGGAACUAUGAGUAUCCUGAAUGUAGGCAAUGAUCCUUCAGUCAUUAAACAUUUCUCUGGCACCAGAGAAUAUA
Nyctereutes procyonoides (raccoon dog) is the source of this 1683-nucleotide messenger RNA. It is a transcript of the gene ZSCAN16, whose product is annotated as zinc finger and SCAN domain containing 16. Gene Ontology annotation, biological process: regulation of transcription by RNA polymerase II. NCBI's taxonomy places the organism in Eukaryota, Metazoa, Chordata, Mammalia, Carnivora, Canidae. The record is from RefSeq and is a predicted model, not a curated record. Gene Ontology annotation, molecular function: DNA-binding transcription factor activity, RNA polymerase II-specific; RNA polymerase II cis-regulatory region sequence-specific DNA binding. The coding region runs from base 460 to 1545 and encodes 361 amino acids. The transcript is spliced from 3 exons.